This is a messenger RNA of Insectozyma verbasci, 1629 nucleotides long. The record is from the annotation of a GenBank genome assembly. NCBI's taxonomy places the organism in Eukaryota, Fungi, Ascomycota, Pichiomycetes, Serinales, Debaryomycetaceae.
AUGGUUUUAACCAAAUCGAUACCUAAUGCUCCAAAAGAUACAAGGUCAUUAAAAUUAAAAAAAGAACAUGAGUACGGAACUUUAACAUCUUCAAAAUAUUUAUUAUUAUCACAGCACCCAAUUAACAAGCCAUUAAAAGCACCAGAGGAGUUAAAACCAUCACUCCUAGUUUACACAUUGACAUUGAUUAACUUUUUGAUUUAUAUCGUAAUAGGUCACAUUCGAGAUUUUUUUGGUAAAAUAUUCAAACCUCAUGAAUAUGAAGAUUUAAUUGAAGUCGAUGGAUAUGCACCAUGGUAUGAUGGAUUUGAAUCCUUUUUCGUUAGACGAUUAAAAACUAGAAUUGAUGAUUUAUUUGCAAGACCAAUCCAUGGAGUUCCUGGAAGAUAUAUUAGUUGUUUCAAUAGAAUUAGAUAUGGAAAAUACGGUUACUUAUACAAUGGGACAUCAAAAGAAUGUUUAAAUUUGUCAAGUUAUAAUUAUUUAGGAUUUGCUCAAAGUUCAGGUAGUUGUACUAGUUUUGCAUUAGAUUGUUUAAGAGAUUAUGGUGUUUCUGGAUGUAAUCCUCGAUUAUAUUCAGGUACUGACCUACAUAAAAAAUGUGAAUCAGUUAUUGCUCAAUUUGUAGGCAAAGAUGAUUCAAUAAUUGUAUCACAAGGUUAUGGAACAAAUGCAAAUUUUUUCAUGUCUAUAGCUGAUUCAAAAACAUUGAUUAUAUCAGAUGAAUUAAAUCAUGCUUCUAUUAGAUUUGGUAUUCGUUUAUCAGGGGCUAUAGUUAAGGUAUUCAAACAUAAUGAUAUGAAAAGUUUGGAGAAAUUGAUCAGAAAUGAGAUUGCUCAAGGUAGACCAAAAUCUCAUAGAGCUUGGGGUAAGAUUAUAAUUGCAGUCGAAGGAUUAUAUUCAAUGGAAGGUACAAUUUGUAACCUACCUGAAUUAAUCAGGAUAAAAGAAAAAUACAAAUGUUAUUUAUUCAUAGAUGAAGCUCAUUCAAUAGGUGCAAUUGGACCAAAUGGAAAAGGAAUUUGUGAUUAUUUUGGUGUAGACCCUUCUAAAGUUGAUAUUUUAAUGGGGACAUUAACUAAAUCAUUUGGUGCUACUGGUGGUUAUAUAGCUGGUUCAAAACAAUUAAUUAAUAAAUUAAGAUUAGAUUAUAUUACACAAGGAUAUGCUGAAAGUGUACCACCACCAGUAUUAGGACAAAUUAUAUCUAGUUUAUCAAUUAUAAAAGGUGAUUUAAACCCACUGGAAGGUAAGGAAAGAUUGCAAAGAAUAGCAUUUAAUUCACGAUAUUUAAGAAGUGCAUUAAAGAGGUUAGGUUUUAUUGUUUAUGGAGCUGAUGAUUCUCCAGUUAUACCAUUAUUAAUUUUCCUACCUACGAAGAUGCCAAUAUUAUCAAGAACUUUGUAUGAAUUAGGUAUUGCUGUUGUUGUUGUAAGUUAUCCUGCUACUCCUUUAUUAUCCGCUAGAGUUAGAUUAUGUUUAUCAUCGGCAUUAACAAAAGAAGAUAUAGACGACUUUUUGGUUAAGAUGAAUAAUUUAGGAGAUACAUAUACAUUAAAAUAUAAUCCAAUUAAAGAACUGAUUGAAGAUGUACUUGCAAAUAAUACAGAAUAUUGUAAAAAUAGAUAG